AUGGCCAAAGAGGAGCCGCACGAGCCGGCUGUGCCGGGAAAUCAGAAGAGCCCGGGCAUCUCACCUCGAUCUUUCCAGUCGCGACUGGCAGAGUGGAGCGAGCAAUGCCUUCGAUUUCAAGCCUCUGGCGAGACGUGGGUGCCCACGAAGCCCUGCUGUCCGGCGAGCCCCUUUCUGGGGUUAGAAGCUUGUCUCUGGCAAGGCUGCAAGAAGCAGGAGCCGACGGCAUGUGUACAACUCCUUAGCAUAGAGGAGUUGCUUGAGUUGUAUGACUUCUUCCGCGAGGAUCCCUCUGUUGAAGACCAGCCGGAGGCCGGUUUCGGAUGUGAGCCACGGCUCGACGUGCGCCCCUGGGUGCGGGACCUCCCUGCUGGAGUUUGGGCCGGAGGCUUUCGACUCGAGAACGGCUCUGCUGCGCAGUGCCGCGAGGGCUCCUUCGCUGAGCCCGGCGAGACACACGCCCAGGCAGUGGUGGAACCACGACCUAAAAGGCAACGGGCUGGGCGCUGGAAUGUGCAGCCCAGGGACACAGCCACCAAGAAGGGAGGCCGCAAAAUUACGACCAAGGUCAACGAGAAAGCCGAGGCCCGGAAGGCCAAGAAGUCGAAGCGGAAGAAAGCCCCCCUCUCCGCCGUGAGAGGCGUUUAUUUCUGCUGCAGGCACAAGCUCUGGCGUGUGCACAUGUACAACCCCUCCAGCCAGAAACAGGUUUCUGGGGGCUAUUUCAAGGUCCAGCGGGAGGCCGAGGCCAAGGCCCGAAAACUGGCCAAGGAGUUGGGGCUGCGAACGAAGCGCAAGCUCGUCUCAGCAGCAGCCUCCCAGUUUGAACCGCUUGGGACGCAGAAGGGGAUCAGGUGGGGCCUUGGAGGCUGGAGAGCCUGGUUCAGGAUAUCCGAAAGUAAGAAGCAAAUAGAGACGAAGUUCGCCCCCGAUGAUUUAUCAACCACUGGGGUGGAGAAGGCCUGGAAGAAGGCAGUGGCCUGGCGCAGGCAGCAAGAGAAGCAGCAGCUUAAGCAGGCCAGUAAGCGCUGA
Messenger RNA from Symbiodinium necroappetens, 1032 nucleotides. NCBI's taxonomy places the organism in Eukaryota, Dinophyceae, Suessiales, Symbiodiniaceae. The record is from the annotation of a GenBank genome assembly.